CGAGGUCACGCUUGGCAGCGAGAGCAGGAGCCUCGCUCGCAAACAAACCACGAUCCGAUACCGCAAACAAAGCUGACCAACAAACUCAAACUACCAGUCCAACAACCUUGCCCGUGCCCCCACCACCACCCCCGCCUUCCCCUGGGACCUCAAGGCAUCGGACAAACAUGAGCCAGAGUCGGCCAAGCAAAGCACCGAGGUAGCAACCGGCCGGCCGCCGUCCUUCCGACCCCCAGCCCCUCCCCGCGGUCGCCGGCCCCCGGAGCUCGCCAUGGGUCAGGGCUUCUCGUCCACCACCCCGCCCGCGGGCGCGGCCGGCAUCGACGUGCCCGAGCUGGUCGACCUCGUGUACGAGAAGUCGGUCGGCACCGCCCGCUUCCUCAAGUGCAUCCGCGCCAGGCACCACGACGGCGUCGUGCUCGUCAAGGUCCUCACCAAGCCCUACACGCCCAUGCCGCUCGACGAGUACCGCCAGAUGAUUGCGCGCGAGAGCAGGGCCCUCGCCGAGAUCCCCAACGCCCUCGGCUACCAGCGCGCCAUCGAGACCGAGACCAACGGCUACCUCGUGCGCCAGUACCUCUACAACUCGCUCUACGACCGCUUCAGCACCCGCCCCUUCCUCGAGGACGUCGAGAAGAAGUGGCUCGCCUUCCAGCUGCUCUGCGCCCUGCGCGACUGCCACGCCAGGGACAUAUACCACGGCGACAUCAAGAGCGAGAACACGCUCGUGACGUCAUGGAACUGGCUCUACCUGUCCGACUUCUCGGCCUCGUUCAAGCCCGUCAUGCUGCCCGACGACAACCCGGCCGACUUCUCGUACUUUUUCGACACGUCGGGCCGUCGGACCUGCUAUCUGGCCCCGGAGCGCUUCUACCCACCCGGCGGCGACUUCGACCCUGACACCAAGCUGAACUGGGCCAUGGACAUCUUCAGCGCCGGCUGCGUCAUCGCCGAGCUCUUCAUCGAGGCGCCCAUCUUCAGCCUCAGCCAGCUGUACAACUACCGCAGCGGCAAGUACGACCCGGCCAUCUCCCACCUCAGCCGCAUCCCCGACAAGGAGCUGCGCGACAUGAUCAUCCACAUGAUCCAGCUGGACCCCCAGAAGAGAUAUUCGGCCGAGGAGUAUCUGCGCUUCUGGCGCAGGAAGGUCUUCCCGGACUACUUCUAUGACUUCCUCCACCAGUACAUGGAGGUCAUCACGGACCCUACUUCGGGCCAGUACCCCGUGUCUGGCGCGACUCGAAACUUGGGGGAACCCGACGAGCGGAUAGACCGUGUCUUUUACGAUUUCGACAAGAUAUCCUACUCCCUCGGGUACCAGCAUGACAGAGGCCAAGAGUCGAUGGCGGUAGCAGCAGCCGCACCAAGAGCCUCCCGCCUUGGGCUGACCCAUUUCCCCGUGAACCUGAGCAUACCAAACAAUGAGCACCACGUCUCGAAUGCUGCGCAGCCUCCAGCAGACGACGGCACGCUCAUAUUCCUGACCCUGGUCUGCUCUUCUCUGCGGAACACGGCCAGGGCAGCCUCCAAGCUGCGGGCGUGUGACGUGCUCCUGGCAUUCGCUGAGAGACUGACUGACGAGGCGAAGCUUGACCGCGUUCUGCCGUACUUGAUGUCGCUCCUGAACGAUAGGGCCGACAUGGUCGUUGUGGCGGCCCUGAGGAGCAUCGCACAGCUUUUGGCGCUGGUCAAGGUUGUGUCACCUGUCAACUCACCAGUCUUUGUCGAGUAUAUAUUGCCCCGCAUGCAGCUCGCCCUGCUAGGAAGCCACAACGCCCCUAGUCCGCUCGUGCGAAUGACUUAUGCCUCAUGCCUCGGCACUCUAGCCACUACGGCCGGUCGUUUCCUCGACAUGGCUGUUGCUGUGCAAGCCGAUGGCGCGGCCUUUGCGGCGGACCCAGAUGUCGAAUCUGGGACCUCGGCGAAUGCGGCGUUUGACGCCAUGUUCGACAACGCGCGCCGAGAGCUGAUACUUAUGUUCGAGGCUCACACCAAGGCGCUGAUCGAGGAUCCGGACCCGUUUGUGCGCCGGGCGUUCCUCAGCUCGGUGCCGGACCUCUGCAUGUUCUUCGGCACGGCCGACUCCAACGAUAUCAUACUGGCGCAUCUGAACACGUAUCUGAACGACCGCGACUGGACCCUCAAAUGCGCCCUGUUUGAUGCCGUCGUGGGCAUCGCCGCCUUCAUAGGCAGCACUAGUUUGGACGAAUUCAUUCUCCCGCUCAUGGUGCAGGCGCUGAUGGACACGGAGGAGUCGGUAGUCCACGCCGUCCUGCACUCGCUGGCCGAGCUGGCCGAGCUUGGCUUGUUCUCCAAGGCACGGGUUUGCGAGCUGGUCGAGGUGGUGGCACGUUUCACCAUGCACCCAAACAUCUGGAUCCGCGAGGCCGCCGCCGAAUUUGUUUCUGCCUCCACCCAACAUCUCUCACGAGCUGACAUCAGGUGCAUGAUAUACCCGCUGGUGGUGGCGUACCUGAAGCCCGGCAUCAUACCAGACUUCUCCGAGCUUUCACUUCUGAGUACACUCAAGAAGUCGCUGACCAGGUCCGUGUUCGACCAGGCCUUGGUCUGGGCCCUGAAGUCGGACCGUGGUCUGUUCUGGAAGUCGCUACAAAACGCAAGAGCUCUGACGCUUGGCGCGUCCUCAUCGGCUCCCGGAUCUGGCUGCGGAGCCAGGGACGCUGGUUCAGUCGCACUCGCCAAAAUUCCCAAAAACGACGAGGAUGAGCAGUGGCUCGCGAAGCUGCGCAACCUCGGGCUAUCUCAGGAGGACGAGUUCAAGCUUCUGUGCCUGCGCGAGUUCAUAUGGCGGCUGACCCAGAUGAGGAUGCGGGACGCGUCCUCGACGGCCAACCAGGAUGAGCGAAACUUGCUCAACAAUAUCAUUGCGCUGCGGACCCUCGGUGUGACCCCGCAAAUGGUCUUUUUCGACGAAGAGCCGCGCCGGCCGUCUUCUGGGCUGCCCGAGCUGGACGGCACCCCUCGCACCAUCACCGACGCCUUGCGGGACGCCUCCAUGACCAUCGACGAUCCAGUAGCCAGGCGCCGCCGGGCCGCCUUCAACAGCCACAGGUCUCGCCUUAGCCGAGACAGUAUCUCACCGAUUUCGGCAGACGGACGCCGGCGCCCUCUCGAUGAUGCCGCGGGCCCCUCGCCGCUGCAGCUAUCGCCACAGCUUCUCUCGCCACCGUCAGAGAGGGCCAGGGGCGGAAGCAGCACGCCUUCAGACUUUGGUCAUAGGAGGACGCUCCACCGCCAGUCGAGCGCCCUUAGUCUUCUGAACAGAAAGGAGAGCACAAAGUCUGGGGCCGAAACAGGCACAACCGAGGCCAAUGCCUUUGGGCAGGUUGGUGGAGGUCACACGUCACAUCCAGUACAUGCCAAGGCGUCGAUGGCGGCAGCCGAGCUGGACGACGCACUCUCGCCCAAGAUCAAACCCAGGGCGAUGCACACUUACGAGGGUAACGAUCCCAGCAUCCUCAAGAUGCUAGACUCGAUGUAUACGGACAACUACCCGCACGACCUGGCCGAGUUCGGGCCGCUGGUGACGCCUGUCGCACGCGCAAGGCCGAGCCGGCCGACGGCAACGGCGGGCCCUGGAACCGUGGAGCAGGGCUGGAAGCCGGCCGGAAAGCUGGUGGCGACGUUUGCGGAGCACACCGGGGCCAUAAACCGGGUGGUGGCGUCGCCAGACCACGUCUUCUUCAUCACGGGCGGCGACGACGGCGCGGUGCGUGUGUGGGACACGGCGCGGCUGGAGCGCAACAUUGCGCAUCGGUCGCGGGCGACGUACUCUCACGCCCCCGGGGCGCGGGUGCUUGCCUUAUGCUUCGUGCAGGACACGCACUGCUUCGUCAGCUGCGCCAGCGACGGCAGCGUGCACGUGGUCAAGGUCGAGUGCUCAACCUCGGGCGACGUGACGCGCUACGCCAAGCAGCCCCGGCUCGUGCGCGAGUACCGCCUCGGCCGCCCCGGCGAGCACGUCGUCUGGUGCGAGCACUUCAAGGCGGGCGGCGACUCGGCGUCGACGCUGGUGCUGGCGACCAACCAGUCGCGCGUCGAGGCCAUCGACCUGCGCGACAUGUCGCUGCUAUACGCGCUCGAGAACCCUGUUCAUCACGGCACCCCGACGUGCUUCUGCAUCGACCGCCGCCGCAACUGGCUCUGUCUCGGCACCUCGCACGGCGUCCUCGACCUGUGGGACCUGCGCUUCAAGGUCCGCCUCAAGGGCUGGGGCGUGCCCGGCAAGGGCGCCGUCUACCGCCUCGCUGUCCACCCGGCAAAGGGCCGUGGCAAGUGGGUCUGCGUUGCCGGUGGCACCGGCCAGGGCGAGGUCACGGUGUGGGACCUCGAGAAGACGACGUGCCGCGAGGUCUAUCGUGUGGGAGGCAAUAAGGAGGGGCCUCGCGGCUACGGCGCCUGGGAGGUGGACGAGGACAAGCCCGAGGGCAUGCUGGGCAGGUUCGCUACCGACAUCGAACCCGCCGUACUGUCUGGGGCCGCCGUGUCUGCCGCUGCUGUCGCCGCCGCCGCCGCGGGAGCUAGUGGCAACGUCGGCGGAAGCCUUGUAAGCAGCCUCGGCGCCGCGGGCGCCGCGCCCCAGGUCGGUGGUGGGGCCGACCGCGGUGUGCGCGCCAUGGUGGUGGGCAACAGCAACGGCGGCGCAUCGGGCGGGGACGACGGGGGCGGCGGCGGCAGCAGCAGCCGCGACAUCAGGAACGCCUACAUCGUCACGGCCGGGUCGGACAAGAAGCUGCGGUUCUGGGACCUCGCGCGCGUCGAGAACAGCACCGUCUUCAGCGGCCUGGCCCCCGACGAGGGCCGCCCGUCCUUCACGGCAAGCCACCCAACAACGGCCAUGACGCUCAACACGGAGCGCCUCCCGCGCUCGUCGUCGUCGUCGGCCUCGGCCUCGGCCUCGCAGCUCCGGCACGACCCGGCCGCCAGCAUCAACAGCCGCGGCAGGGGCCGGCCAAGGGCCUCGCGGUCCACUGUCGUCGCCAUCCAGCAGCAGCAGCUCCUCCGCAGCCAUCUCGACGCCGUGCUCGACGUGGCCGUGCUCGAGAGCCCUUACACCAUGACCGUUUCUGUCGACCGGAGCGGCGUCGUCUUUGUGUUUCAGUAGUCCGAUGCAUUCCGCAUAGCACAUACUCGUUGCUUCUUCCUUGGUUACCUUUCUUUUCUUUUUUGUUCCCGGCUUCGUCUCGGUUUAGACAGGGCGUGUUUUUUUUUUAGGCGAGAACCGGGCAGGGUCGGUUUCUCAUCAGCUUCACAGCUUCAUAAACUUUCUUGUCUGCAUCUCCUGUGUCGAGCUGCUUCUUUUUUCACUUUUUAAUCACGAGCGUUUAGAUGUAAUGGAUGGUCAGGUUGGAUAUUUGGCUAUGGUAUAAUAGAGUUAGGGUUACUCAUCCAACACGCAAAAACCUUGCGUAUACGAGGUCGUUACGACUACAAACACUUAUUAGCUACAAGUUCCG
Molecule: messenger RNA, 5477 nt
Organism: Gaeumannomyces tritici R3-111a-1
Lineage: Eukaryota; Fungi; Ascomycota; Sordariomycetes; Magnaporthales; Magnaporthaceae
Product: VPS15 protein kinase
Exons: 1
Coding region: 272-5125 (1617 amino acids)
Biological process (GO): macroautophagy; protein phosphorylation; protein targeting to vacuole
Cellular component (GO): phosphatidylinositol 3-kinase complex, class III, type II; late endosome; phosphatidylinositol 3-kinase complex, class III, type I
Molecular function (GO): protein binding; ATP binding; protein serine/threonine kinase activity
Source: RefSeq, a predicted model, not a curated record